UGCAGCCCAUCAGGCUCCUCCAUCCAUGGGAUUUUCCAGGCAAGAGUACUGGAGUGGGGUGCCAUCGCCUUCUCCGGUUCUCAUCCUAGCUCAUGGUUAUCAAAGCUUCCUAAGUGGCAGGCACUGUGCUAAGUACUUCACACGAAUCAUCUUUUAUUGUCUUCACAAACAUCUCUGAAUCGGGUGCCAAUACUAUUAUAAUUGCAGAUGAGAAGACUGAGGCUUGUGACUUUUGCAAAAUCACACAGCAAGGAUGUGUCAGUUAGCACUUGAACUCAGGUCUGUUGAAUUCCAAGGUCUCCACUCCUAACUACCAAGUGCUCAUGGAAUUCAGAUGAGAGGAGUCAAUUCAAACUUGAAAUUGAUUCAGAUUUCUAUAUCAUCUGGCUAUCUGUGGGUCCCAUUUACUGCAGAGUCUGCUCAGUGACUCAUCCUUUUUCCUGUCAUCCCUCUGAGGACCGCACUUGUUACAUUUGUUCACACCUUCGGUUCAGCGCUCGGUGGUCUUGGAGCCAUUGCGUCUCUGGUGACUUUAUAAAGAUGAAUUCUGAGGCUUGAUUUUAUGGAAUGCCUUCUGUUUGGGGGAAUUCUCGCCAUCACCCUUUGUGUUGAGCUGUGAAGGGCUGACAAAGCUUGACUUGACGGUGAAUUUCAUCGGAGAGCUGAGCAGUGUUAAAACCCUUCAAGGCAACGUCCACCUGAAGGAGCUCUUCCUCAUGGGAAACCCCUGUGCUGACUUUGACGGCUACAGACAGUUCGUGGUGGCAACUCUUCAGCAGCUAAAGUGGUUGGAUGGUAAAGAAAUCGAGCGUUCAGAAAGGAUUCAGGCAUUACAGAACCUCCCAGUAGUUGAACAGCGUAUCAGAGAGCAGGAGAAAGCUUACUGUCUUAAGCGAGCCAAGGAUAAGGAAGAGGCUCAGAGGAAACUGAAGGAGGAGGAAAACAAAGGCGAGAUGGGGAGAAGUCACACAGGCUCUGGCGGACACUGGCACGCGGACCUCAGUGCUACCCUCCCUUCUUCUGAAGACAGUAAAGACUACAUCCAGGCACCAGAAAUACAAGAAGGGCAAUGCAAGGCAAAGGAAUUAGAUGAGAGAGAAGACGACCUGGAAUUCUGGAAUAAGCCCUCUUUGUACACUCCUGAAUCUAGAUUGGAAACUCUGAGGCAUAUGGAAAAACAACGGAGAGACCAAGAAAGAUUAAGUGAAAAGAAGAAGAAAGUGAAGCCACCCAGGAUGUUGGUCACCGAGGACGGGAGAGCCCUGAACGUGAAUGAACCCAAGCUUGACUUCACUUUGAAAGAUGAUGAAAAGCGUAACCAGAUCGUCCUGGACUUGGCCGUGUAUAGGUAUAUGGACACCUCUUUAAUCGAUGUUGAUGUACAGCCAACUUACGUGCGAGUGAUGGUCAAGGGAAAGCCAUUUCAGCUCGUCCUCCCUGCAGAAGUCAAACCCGACAGCAGUUUUGCUAAAAGAUCUCAGACCACAGGGCACCUGGUCGUCUGCAUGCCCAAGGUGGGCGAAGUAAUCAUAGGCUGUCAGAGAACAUCAAGGCCCGUGAAAAGCACGCCGGACAGCAGCAGAGAGCAGACAAGCAAGAGAAGCCAGCAAAUGGAGAGACUAGAAGUAGACCCCAGCAAGCGUUCCAUCCCUGAUGUGGCCAACAUAGUUCAGGAGAAAAAACACAUGCUCAGAAAAGUUCGCACUGAACCCAAAAUUAUACCAAGUGAGGAAGAUCCCGACUUUGAAGAUAAUCCUGAAGUGCCUCCUUUGAUUUGAAAUCUCAGGCCACACUGCCUGUGACCUGCCAGACCCAGAUUUGCUCCAUACAGAGAGUGUGUAUGUAUGAUUUACGGGGUAGACACAGUUAUUUUCAGUAUUAGUACUCCAAUGCAUUAGCUUCUACUUAGUACAUUAAUAUUCUAAAACCAGUUUACAAUUAAAACGUGUACCUUCAAAAUGCUGUAUAAUUUUUUUGUAAUAAAGCAUUGGUUGGU
Bubalus bubalis (water buffalo) is the source of this 1996-nucleotide messenger RNA. RefSeq names its product dynein axonemal assembly factor 11 (gene DNAAF11). Gene Ontology annotation, cellular component: cytoplasm. The record is from RefSeq and is a predicted model, not a curated record. NCBI's taxonomy places the organism in Eukaryota, Metazoa, Chordata, Mammalia, Artiodactyla, Bovidae. The coding region runs from base 717 to 1778 and encodes 353 amino acids. Gene Ontology annotation, molecular function: protein binding. The transcript has 10 exons. Gene Ontology annotation, biological process: outer dynein arm assembly.